Messenger RNA from Caenorhabditis bovis, 5937 nucleotides. The record is from the annotation of a GenBank genome assembly. NCBI's taxonomy places the organism in Eukaryota, Metazoa, Nematoda, Chromadorea, Rhabditida, Rhabditidae.
AUGCUGCAACAGCCAGUGCCAGAACUACGCAGUUUUCAAUCCUUAUCAAAAUAUGCAGGGGGUCCAAGAUCAGUCCUUGGCAGACGCACUUCGAAUAUCACUGUCAAUCGUCGUCAAUCUCAAUGCAAACGAAGGCAUGAUGAUGUCGAGGCAUUGGGUUCCAUUGAAGGAUCAAAAGAAACACUGCAGCUAUCAGAGCACGGAAGAGUGGCCUCCUCAUCGGAGGCCUCGCCAUCCCGUUGGGAAGACCGCGAGGUUGGAUGGGCUGCAGAGGAUGAUGUUGAAGAAGUCAACUCCGAUUUGCCAUAUCCGGGUUUUGCCGAGCCGGCGUUGAAAUGUUUUUAUCAAGCUCGCCCGCCAAGAUCUUGGGCCCUUCGAAUGGUUAUGAGUCCGUGGUUUGACCGGAUAACAAUGGCUGUAAUUCUCAUCAACUGCAUUACUCUAGGAAUGUAUCGGCCUUGCGAGGAUGGUCCUGAUUGUAAAACUUAUCGGUGUCAAAUUCUCGACCUUAUCGAUAAUUGCAUUUUCGUCUACUUCGCACUGGAAAUGGUUAUUAAGAUUCUUGCUCUCGGAUUCUUUGGUCCCGCUGCUUAUAUGUCGGACACAUGGAAUCGAUUGGACUUUUUCAUUGUGAUGGCUGGAAUAGCAGAAUUCAUACUGCACGAAUACCUUGGCGGAAAUAUUAAUUUAACAGCAAUUAGGACAGUUCGCGUUCUAAGACCUUUAAGAGCUGUUAAUCGGAUUCCAUCUAUGCGAAUUUUGGUAAACUUGCUUCUCGACACAUUACCCAUGCUCGGAAAUGUUCUACUUCUCUGUUUCUUUGUAUUUUUUAUAUUCGGCAUCGUCGGUGUUCAAUUAUGGGCGGGUCUGUUACGAAAUCGUUGUGUCAUUAAUUUACCAAAGUUUAUUUCCGAAAACCAGAGUGCUUUAUUCAACAACGUUAUGUUAACCAGAUUCUAUAUUCCGGAAGAUACAUCAUUAGAAUAUAUAUGUAGCCAGCCAGACGCCAACGGGUUGCAUACCUGCUCAAAUUUACCACCAUAUACUGUUAACGGAAUCAAAUGCAACCUCACUAUUGAUGAGUACGACAAAGUUUCAAACGAAUCAUGUAUUAAUUGGAACAUCUACUACAAUGAAUGUCAAGUUAUGCAACGAAAUCCAUUUCAAGGAUCGGUUUCUUUUGACAAUAUUGGAUUUGCAUGGGUAGCAAUAUUUUUGGUCAUAUCACUUGAAGGUUGGACUGAUAUCAUGUAUUAUGUUCAAGACGCACACUCAUUUUGGAAUUGGAUUUAUUUCGUCUUACUGAUUGUUAUUGGCGCAUUUUUCAUGAUUAACCUGUGUCUUGUCGUUAUUGCAACGCAAUUCGCGGAAACGAAACGGCGAGAAACUGAGCGAAUGCUGCAAGAAAGGAAACGGCUUCAAAAUAGAGAUUCUAUUUCUUGCGGUGGUAGUGAAGCGGGAGCAGCAUCAUCCAAUCAAGAUGGUAGUGGUGAUACAGUAUACGCUGCAAUUGUGAGAUUCAUUGGGCAAACAUUCCGAAGAUCGAAACGAAUUGCAAAGAAGAGGUAUAACAGUUAUAUGGAAAAUCGAAAAGAGAGGCGAGAAGUAGAAGCAAAUAGACGUAGAAAAUCGAAAUUAGAAGAUAUUGCAACUUUAUCAAGAAUUGACGAAAAAGCUGAAGAUGAAGAAGUGUCCGACGAUGUCAAUCAAGUAGAAGACCAAAUUGUGGAGCUCAAUGAUACUCCUAAUCACAGCCAACAUGUGAAACGAGUAAAAAUUGAAGGAGAACCUAUUCAUUUAGGAAACGGCGGACCGCGCGACUCGACAUCCAGAAAUCAUUUUAGCGAUGACAAUGAAAGCCAAUCAGAAGAUGAAAAUGAAAGUGACUGGGAGAACGAAGAAGCGACGCAGAAAAAGACAGUUUCGAAAUGGCGAUGGUUUCGAAACAAAAUCCAAAAGUUCGUGGUUUGCGAUCAUUUCACUCGUGGAAUUCUUGUCGCCAUUCUUGUGAACACGCUCAGUAUGGGUGUUGAGUAUCACCAACAGCCGGAAAUGCUUACCGUUAUUUUGGAGUAUUCAAAUUUGUUCUUCACUGCACUAUUCGCGUUUGAAAUGAUAUUGAAAGUGAUUGCUGAUGGUCUAUUUGGAUACCUUGCUGAUGGGUUCAAUCUAUUUGAUGGUGGAAUUGUUGCGUUGAGUGUUCUCGAACUAUUCCAAGAAGGAAAAGGUGGUUUAUCAGUUCUGCGGACAUUUCGCCUUCUCCGUAUUUUGAAAUUAGUUCGUUUUAUGCCGGCUCUUCGCUAUCAGUUGGUUGUAAUGCUUCGUACAAUGGACAAUGUCACCGUUUUCUUCGGUCUUCUGGUUCUUUUCAUUUUCAUUUUCAGUAUCCUUGGCAUGAAUCUUUUCGGUUGUAAAUUCUGCAAAGUCGAAGAAAAACUAAUUGGAGGAUUAUCAAAGAAAUGUGAACGAAAAAACUUUGACACCCUUCUUUGGGCUUUAAUUACCGUAUUUCAUGUAAGAAUUCAAACUACUCUUGGAAUGGUGCUCUUCGGUUGCAAAUUCUGUAAUCAUCCAGAAACAGGACUACAAUGCAAUCGAUUCCAAGUUCUAUCGAAGAAAUGUGAAUGUGAUCGAAUGAAUUUCGAUAAUUUUCUUUUCGCAACAGUCACUGUAUUUCAGAUUCUUACUCAAGAAGAUUGGAACAUGGUUUUAUUCAAUGGAAUGGCUCAAACAAACCCCUGGGCUGCUCUCUACUUUGUAGCUUUGAUGACCUUUGGAAACUAUGUCUUAUUCAAUCUUCUGGUUGCCAUUUUGGUUGAAGGGUUUCAAGAGAGCAAAGAGGAAGAAAAAAGGCAACAGGAAGAAGAUGCCAAACAGCGUGCAAUUGAAGAGGAAGACGAAAGGAAACGAGAAUUGGAAAUGUUGAUUGCUCGAUCGUCAUCGCCAACAUUCAAUAAUGGUGCUGCACCCGUUGAAUGCACUUGUAUAAGGCCAUCAUCACCGGAAGACUCAUCAGAAUCUCCGAAGCUUUUAUCUGUAGAGGAUGCGAUAUCACGACGAGACAGGUCUCCAAUCAGUGAAAGGCGAUGUUUGAUGAGUGAUGAACGAAGCGAAUAUGCCCCAAGUUCACCAGAAGCUUACUCAAGAUUAAACCGACAUGCAUCGCUUGUCAUACCGGUGCAGAACGGAAUUCCUUAUCGUCGCCAACGCAUUCACAGUUGGAGUGGCCUUUGUCAUCAUUUCAAUCCAAACUGCCCAGUUCACGGUCGACGGGCUCUCAUAGAAACCUACGCCAGAGAGAAAUUUUUGGAAGCCAGUCAAGAGCUCAAACAAGCGCUGGCCGAGGAAGAAAAACGAAAUGAAGCUAAACAAAACACUUUGACAAGGAAGAUUCUUAAAAAGACAUGCCUCUACAGUCGUACAGAACACUCUCUAUUCAUUUUAGGGCCUAAAAAUCCGCUACGAAUUCAAUGUCUUCGUACAACUCAGAAGAAAUGGUUCGAUUAUACUGUAUUGUUUUUCAUCGGAAUUAAUUGUAUAACAUUGGCAAUGGAGCGGCCAUCGAUUCCUCCGGACAGUCUUGAGCGAAAAUUCCUAACAAUUUCUGGUUAUGUCUUCACUGUCAUUUUUACUGGUGAAAUGAUGAUGAAGGUGAUUGCCAAUGGCUGCUUUAUCGGACACUCUGCAUACUUCAAAGAUGGUUGGAACGUUCUUGACGGAAUUCUUGUCAUAAUAUCAUUGAUCAACGUAAUUUUCGAAGUUGUGGCGACUGGCGAUUCCCCAAAGAUCUUCGGUGUCAUUCGUGUUCUUCGCCUUCUUCGAGCUCUUCGACCCCUACGCGUUAUUAAUCGAGCGCCGGGAGUGAAGCUUGUGGUUAUGACAUUAAUAUCGAGUCUCAAGCCUAUCGGAAACAUUGUUCUAAUUUGCUGCACGUUCUUCAUUAUUUUCGGAAUUCUCGGGGUUCAGUUAUUCAAGGGAAUGAUGUAUCAUUGCAUUGGACCUGAAAUUGACAACGUGACAACCAAAGCUGAUUGUCUUUUGGAUUCUCGAAACAAAUGGGUGAAUCAUCGUUACAAUUUUGACAAUUUAGGACAGGCAUUGAUGUCAUUGUUCGUUUUAUCUAGUAAAGAUGGUUGGGUUUCAAUAAUGUACCAAGGAAUUGAUGCAGUUGGCGUUGAUAUGCAGCCAAUCGAGAAUUAUAAUGAAUGGAGAAUGAUUUACUUCAUUUCGUUCCUCCUUCUAGUUGGAUUCUUUGUCCUUAAUAUGUUCGUCGGAGUCGUCGUCGAAAAUUUCCACAAGUGCAAAGAAGCGUUGGAAAAAGAGAUGCGUGAAAAAGAGAAGGAGAAGCGUCUAAAACGCCAGCUGAAACGUCAACAGUUCGAAGAAAGCUUAGCCGGAAAACAGAAAAAAUUGGAAAGAAAUCAGCCAUAUUAUCGAGAAUAUGGUCAUACUAGACUUUUCAUUCAUGGAGUUGUAACUUCGAAAUACUUCGAUCUUGCUAUUGCAGCAGUCAUUGGAAUUAAUGUAAUUUCAAUGGCAAUGGAGUUUUAUAUGAUGCCGGUUGGCCUCAAAUAUGUCCUAAAAGCGCUUAAUUAUUUCUUCACUGCUGUAUUCACACUAGAGGCUGGUAUGAAAUUGAUCGCACUUGGAUUCAAGCGAUUCUUCAUGGAAAAAUGGAAUCGUCUCGACAUGUUUAUUGUUGUUCUUUCAAUUGCCGGAAUCAUCUUCGAAGAAUUCGAAGCUCUGGAACUCCCGAUCAAUCCAACUAUUAUUCGUGUGAUGCGAGUUUUAAGAAUUGCAAGAGUUUUGAAAUUGCUGAAAAUGGCAAAAGGAAUCCGAUCGCUUCUCGAUACUGUUGGUGAAGCGCUACCACAAGUCGGAAACUUGGGAUCCCUUUUUUUCUUGCUCUUCUUCAUCUUCGCAGCGCUCGGAGUUGAAUUGUUUGGAAAGUUGGAAUGCUCAGAAGAUCACCCAUGUGACGGCCUUGGAGAGCAUGCUCAUUUUAAAAAUUUUGGAAUGGCAUUUUUGACACUCUUCAGAAUCGCUACGGGUGAUAAUUGGAAUGGAAUUAUGAAGGACGCACUACGGGAUGACUGCGAUUCCUCAGAUCAUUGUGAGACAAACUGUUGUGUUGAUCCAAUUCUAGCUCCUUGUUUCUUCGUGAUUUUCGUCUUAAUUUCUCAAUUUGUAUUGGUUAACGUCGUUGUUGCUGUUUUGAUGAAACAUCUUGAAGAGAGCAACAAACGGGAUGCUGAUCCAAUUGACGCUCAAGGUGAACCAAUCGAUCCUGAAGCAGUCAAGACAAUAGAAGAUGUGCCAGACACUGAAGAAACGAAUGAUAACUCUGAUGACAUUAUCCAAGAGAUUCCCGAUGGUCAUGGACAUGUGAAACGAUUGUCAUUGCAGGUGCUGGAAAAAGAGCUAAUUGAAGUAGAGAAGAAUAUUGAAGAAAGAAUAAGAAGAGCGAGCGAAUGCAAUAGCGAGCUUUCCCCAUUGAAAGCCGUCAACUCGAAUAAGCCAUUAAAAGAAGCGUCACAAAUAUUUUCGGGAUGCCAUCUUAAUCAAAUCAAGUUUACUCCGCCAGAAACUGGUGAACGGAAUGGAAAAACUAUUAUAACUCCAUCUCUAAGAUGUGCAAAAAGAUCAGCUUAUGGGUGUGCAGUGGUUCAUGCCGUGUGUGAAAUUCCAGAAAACUCCAAAUUCCCAUUAGUCUCAGGAUUUGCGAAAAUCAAUAAUGUUGACUGGGCGACAACCGAUUUGAAAGCUGGACGAGCCGAAUUCAACCUCGACUGUGAUGUAUAUAACCGCUGGACCUAUAUUUCCGACAUCCCCGGAAUUGUGGGAGAAGUGUUUCUUGCCAACGAAGUAUUCUGCUUACUAGUACCCAUACUUUCUGAGAAGAACACGAGCGAUUUCGAUGAGUAUUUUAAUCAAUAG